Molecule: messenger RNA, 1659 nt
Organism: Hyaloscypha bicolor E
Lineage: Eukaryota; Fungi; Ascomycota; Leotiomycetes; Helotiales; Hyaloscyphaceae
Product: 4-coumarate-CoA ligase-like protein
Exons: 4
Coding region: 1-1659 (552 amino acids)
Biological process (GO): secondary metabolic process
Molecular function (GO): CoA-ligase activity
Source: RefSeq, a predicted model, not a curated record
AUGAUUUAUUCAGCUUCGAAAAGCUAUCAUGUUCCCGAUAUAGACCUGCUCUCAUUUCUCUUCGAUUCUCAACUUUGCGGAGCAAAAGAAGAUACUGUUCUCCACGUUGAAGCUUCCGACCCCUCUAACACCAUCACCAAAUCCCAAGCUCGUGACUUGACGAAAAAUGUAGCCUACAACCUUAGACACACCUUCGGCAUCGGCGCCAAUGGUCCUGGAAAGGAUGUAGUGGUUUGCAUAUCCUCUGGCAAAAUCCUCCUCCCGAUUGUGCUUUUUGGGGUUGUUGCAGCUGGUGGGGUGUACAGUUCUGCGAGUGCGACUUUCACGGCGGCAGAAUUGAGUAGACAGGUUAUACAGGGAAGCAGCAACCUCAUCUUUUGCAGUGAGGAUGCAAAGGAUGUUGCUAUUAAAUCUGCUAAGGAGUGUGGGGUUUCUUUGAAUAGGGUGUUGGUGAUAAGUUCUGGGAAGGGGAAAUGGGGGUUUCGAAGUGUUGAGGGGGAGCAGAACUGUCUUGGGGGGGAAGGAAUAUUGGAGUGGGAAAGGAUUACGGAUCGAAAAAAGCUGGACAACAGUUUAGUUUGCUUGCUCUAUUCUUCUGGCACUACUGGGGUUCCGAAAGGAGUUGAGCUUUCACACACGAAUAUCGUAGCUCAAUCCUUCAUUCCAACCAUGUUAUACAGAGAAGCGAUCACCGAGCGGAUAGCACAAGGAGAACCCCCCUUCGAAUUCAGGACUGUCGCACAUCUCCCCGCAGCACACAUAGCAGGAGUAAUGUGUUAUAUGAUCAACCCCUUCUUCUUCGGCGGCAGUGUAUACUGGAUGCCCCGUUUCGACUUCGCCCAAUUCCUAGAAUACAACAAGAAGUUCCGCAUCACAUUUUUGUUCACCGUUCCUCCUAUUUGGCUUCUGAUUGCGAAGAUACCAAAUGUCACGAAUCAGUUCGAUACGUUGGAGAUGGCGAUCAGCGGCGCUGCUCCGCUGGGGAAAGAGUUACAGCAUGCGGCGAGUAGUAAGUUGGGGAAGGGGAAGACGUUUAUUAGCCAGACUUGGGGGUUGAGUGAAACGACGGGGAGCUCGACGAUUAUGCCGUGGGGAGAGAGGGAUGAGACGGGGAGCGUGAGCCCGUUGCUACCGAAUAUGAGUUUGAGGCUUGUGGAUGAUGAUGGGAAGGAUGUAGGAGAGGGGAAGCCGGGUGAGGUGUGGAUGAAAGGCCCUGUGGUCACCACAGGAUAUUAUAAAAAUUUGCAGGCUACGAAGGACUCGUUUGUGGAUGGAUGGUUUUGCACGGGUGAUAUUGCGAUUUGGAAGAAUGGCUUGCCUUAUAUUGUGGAUCGGAAGAAGGAACUCAUUAAGUAUAAAGGCAUCCAGGUUGCACCAGCUGAGCUUGAAGGCCUCUUGCUCACUCAUCCAAAGAUUAUGGAUGCAGCAGUGAUUGGCGUGGAGAUACCUGGAACAGAAGCACCCAGAGCAUAUGUUGUGAAGAGCGGCGACAUCACGGAGCAGGAAAUCAAGGAUUUCGUGAAACAGCAUGCUUCGAGUCACAAGCAACUUAGAGGUGGUGUUGUGUUUCUGGACGUCAUUCCCAAGAGUCCAUCAGGAAAGAUAUUGAGAAAGGAUUUGAGAGAGUUGGCAAGGAGGGAUCCAAGAGCCAAGCUGUGA